CGCUUGGCCGCCGCUCCUCCCCGUUUAACAGCGAGAAGAGAAAGUUCUGACUUUUAAAUCUCCUCAUGUAGCGAUAGUGGAGAAUCUUUUCAAGCGACAAAGAAAGUUUGGACAUGAAAGUUCUGAACUGAAAAGUCACUUGAGUCUGUUUUCCCAAAGCGUGCGGCACGAUGAAGCCACUGCUGAGCUGCAGCGUCUCUCUGUGGACUCUCCUGGUCUUCAGCGCUCUCCUCAAGAUCUCCCAAGCAGAAUGCCUCAGUAUUAAAUGUAGCAGCAAUGAAACGGAAACAUUUACAACGACGACAACAACAGUCACGUUUGGAUCCAGACCAAAUUGCACCCUCUCCAUCAUCAAUCAGUCAAUCCCGAUCAAUUUCACUGAAAAUGGUUUGAUAACUGGUUUGAUUCCUGGAGUAGUCUAUCAAAUCUUCAGUAGUUGUUUGAACUGCUGUAAGGAGGCCACCACAAAGCCUGAAGUGGUCAGGAACCUCACUGUCACUGUAAUCACAACUUCGUCUAUAUUUCUGACGUGGACUAAACCAGAGGGAAACAGCUCCUCCUAUACAGUACAGUGGACCGGUGGAAAUGUAAAUGGUAGUGACAGUGUGACUCAAACACAGAAAAACAUUACUAACCUGACUGCUGGUGUCCAGUAUAACAUUACUGUUACUGCAGUGGCAGAUGAUGGCAGUACUGAAGGAAAGAAAGCCAAUAUUUUUCAGUACACAAAGCCUCAAGUAGUCAGGAACCUCACUGUCAAUGAAAUCACAACAUCCUCUAUAUCUCUGAUAUGGACUAAACCAGAGGGAAACAGCUCUUUCUUUACAGUACAAUGGACAGAUGGAACAACUAACUGGAGUGAUAAUGUCACUAAAACAAACAUACAUAUAACUAACCUGACUGCUGGUGUCCAGUAUAACAUUACUGUUGCUGCAGUGGCAGAUGACGGCAGUACUGGACAGAGUUCAGCUGUUUCUCAAUACACAAGACCUGGUAAAAUUGGGGAACCUACUGUGUCCACAAACACCUCCUCCAUCUCUGUGAACUGGACCUCACCUCCUGGUGCGGUGUUCAUGUACAGGGUGGAGUGGGAUAAUGGUGGAGCGCUGAUGAUCAGAUACACAGACAGUACCUUUGCCGUGCUAUUAGACCUGAUCCCUGGCACCAUCUACACAAUCUCAAUCGUUGCCGUCGCCGGAAACAAUCGAACAAAAGGAGAAUGUAGCACAUUCAUCUCAGUCACAAAGCCUGAAGUGGUCAGGAACCUCACUGUCACUGCAGUCACAACUUCGUCUAUAUUUCUGAUGUGGACUAAACCAGAGGGAAACAGCUCCUCCUAUAGAGUACAGUGGACUGGUGGAAAUGUAAAUGGCAGUGACAGUGUGAAUCAAAGACAGAAAAACAUUACUAACCUGACUGCUGGUGUCCAGUAUAACAUUACUGUUACUGCAGUGGCAGGUGAUGGCAGUACUGUUGGACAGAGUUCAGCUGUUUCUCAAUACACAAGGCCUGAAAAGCCUGUGGACAUCAAGAUUACAGCAAAAGGAACCCAUUCCGUGAAGAUCAGCUGGACUUUGCCUGCAGGGACAGUUGAUAACUACGUUGUGACCAUUUCAAAUGAGAGACAUACUUUGUAUAACACUACAGCAGCAUUCACUACAGCCUUUUUUACUGAUUUAUAUCCUGGGAGAAUCUUUUUUAUCACAGUGACCGCUGUAGCUGGAAACUUUAGUGAGAUGUCUGAUCAGUUUUCAUUUGCCACUGAUCCCACACCUCCUGGCUCCAUCAUCUUCAGUCAGAGGACAAACUCUUCGAUCUCUCUGAAGUGGGCGACUCCUGCUUUGAUGGAGAAUGCUCCAAACAUCAGCUACAGUAUCACCUACCAGUCUGAUGGUGGCAACGUACAAUAUAUAAGCUCCUUGGUCAAUAGCACAGCGCUGAACUCGCUUUUCUCUGGAACUUCCUACAAUAUAACUGUACAAACAGUUGGAGCCAUGAAUUUAUCAAGCACAUUUGUCUAUAAUUCUACUUUCACGUUGCCCAACCCUGUGUUGAACCUUGUAGCCAGCGCUAGUUCCACCACCUCAGUAAAAGUGAAAUGGUCAGACCCGCAGGGAGCCAAGAUGUAUUACAACUACUUGGUUCAAACCUACAAUACUGCAGGACCACUGUUUAACACAACAGUCAGCAUUAACAACAUUGAUGUACCCAACCUGGAGCCGGGAACUAGAUACAAUAUCAGUGUUACGACGAUAGCAGCAACAGGAAGUGAAUCCACGGUGGAAAAUACAUUCAGUUACACAAUGCCCAAAGCAGUGACCAACCUCACAGUGGAGAAUGUGAGCACCACGGCGAUCCGGCUGACGUGGUUCAGACAAAGUGAUCAUAAGCCUUCCUACACCUACCUGGUGAUAGCGUUCCAGAACGCCACGAUGGUUCAGAAUGAUUCGACUGAGAAUGAGACUUACACCUUCUUCAAUCUGACCCCUGGAAAAUUGUACUCUUUUCAAGUGUUUACAGUUGUAGAAGGCGUUAUGUCCGCAGUUGUAAACACAUCAAGUUACACAAAGCCUGAUGCUGUAACUGACAUCAUAGCCAUAGGAAGCACAACAACCAUGUUAGUGAGCUGGACACCAGCAUUUGGGCAGGUGGACUCCUACACUGUCCAGCUGUUCAGAGACAUGGUGCAGUCGGGGAUAACCAGCACGAAUUCGAGCAACACUACUGUUAAGUUUCAGGGCCUGACACCAGGAGUGGUUUACUGUGCAGUAGUGGUCACAAAAAGUGGACCUUUUGAGAAUAACAAAUCUGUUUGCAACGCAACUUUUCCCAACCCUCCUGGACCCAUCAUGGUGACGUCUCAGACUGUGAAGUCCAUCAACUUCACCUGGCCCAUUCCAAAUGGCAUGGAUUACAAUCAGUACAACUUCAGCGUGUCCAGCUUUAAUGGCUCCUUAAUAAGUGGAAACAACUGGUUCCUGCUGGACAACCGCCAGUCUGGAAGCCUCUACAGUAUCUCUGUUGUUACUGAAGGCGUGUUGAACUAUCAGAGCACUGCAGUGACAACAGAAAGCUAUACCAGACCAUUUCCUGUAACCAAUCUGACACAGACAGACAUCACCACAAAUGCAGUGACCUUGGUGUGGGAUCAGCCAGAGAGCAAACCUUACUAUUCAUAUGUGGUGCAGACCACCAACGACUCCAUUUUUGCGUCUGAAGUAGUCUCAAACAAACAGAUAAUAAUCACUGGACUUCUCUCUGGGAGCAAUUACAACUUUACUGUCACCACACAGACACUAGAUGGCACUAAGGCAGCUCCUGUGACAGUGUCCUACUUUACACGUCCAUAUAGAAUUGGACAGUUGAAACCUGAAACCUUAAACACAACUGCUGUACGUCUGACUUGGGAGAAACCACUGGAGUACAAGCCUGAAUACACAUAUUGGGUCAGGACUAUGGGCUGUGUGUCCCAAAACCAAACCGUCGCAGGAGAAGUCGCAGAGAUCUCAGAGCUUCCCCCUGGGACCAACUGCACCUUCUGUGUUUUUGUCAGAGCAGCAAAUGGCAUCAAAGGGGAAGCAAGCUGCACCUCCCAGUACACCAAGCCUGAGGCAGUGCAACCCCGUAUCUCCAGCCAGGGCUCCAAUAGUUCAAUCCUGGUGUCGUGGACCAAACCUCCUGGGAAAGUGGAGCGUUAUACGGUUUACCUAAACAGCAGUUCCACUUUCCUGAACUCCACCGGUACCUCUUUUCUGUUUGACAACUUGUCAGCUGGGAGGCUUUACACUGCCAUGGUAACCACAUAUAGUGGACCCUUCAAUGCAUCAUCUGAAUCCAUUACUAAUGCAACCUUCCCUAACCCUCCUGGGCCGAUUGAGAUCCUGUUGAAGACAACCAGCUCCAUUCAUGUCAGGUGGAAGGAAGCACCGCUGAUGAACGGUGCAUCAUUCUACUACCAGUUGACUAACCUAUCAGCUCAGGGAGGAACAUACAUCACUACCAACACCAGUCAUACUUUUGGUUCCCUGCUUUCUGGAACUUCUUACAACUUCUCCGUUGCAACAGUGGGUGCGAUGAAUUUUGAGAGUGAAAUGGUUCAGAUCUACAUGGUCACUACAAGACCGUUCUGUGUGACGAAUCUUAUGACUUCUACAAAAGGGGAGAACAUCACAGUCACGUGGAACAAUCCCGACGAAUACAAGGAAAGCUAUCGUUACUAUCUGACCUGGCAAGGCUCAGAUGGGCCUAUUAGUAAUAUAACAAUUCAAGAAACACGUUAUACUUUCAAUAAUCUAGUUCCUGGCAGCAGCUAUUACUUUAAUGUGACGACAGUGACCUCCGAUGGAACCAAAGGUGCUCCAAGAUGGAUUUCCAAAUGCACAAAUGCAAGCCCGGUGACAUCCCUUACAUGUACUGGGCCAAACACAAAAAACGCAGAAAUCAACCUGUCCUGGACCAAACCCAAUGGCCAAUACUCUGGCUUCCAGGUCACUGUAAACAACGACGAGAACAACUCAAUAAACACCUCCUGCUGCGAGUAUACUGUGUCCAACCUUCGUCACUAUACUGAAUACAAUCUGACAGUGGAGACUCAGAGCUGUGGACUACCCAGCACUCCUUGGUCUCUUUCCUGCUGGACAGGCAUCACAAAUCCACCCAUUCCAUUGAACUAUAAGUCACUGGUGGUGGUGACUUCCAUGUUAUACAACAAGUUCACCCUUCAGAUUGACCCUAUCCUGCUGGAUAGCACCAGUGGGCCAAUCACACAAGUUGGGGUGCUGGUGACAAAAAGCUUUUCUGGUAACAAUUCUGAUUCGUUAAAGUACGUGGAGACAACUUAUGAUCAGUGGAAGGCAGGGGAAACUCCAGCAUACAUGGCAACAGUCAACAAUCGGACACAGCAAAUCCAAACGCGCAGUGUAGAGAGCCAUCUGAACCUAGAAAUUGGAGAUGGAUCCAUAUGGAACGGCUACACUAACGGUGCUCUGGACGCUACUGGAAAUUACCAAUUUGCUAUUGUGUUGUUCACCAAACUGACUCUCCAGAACAACCUUGUGAAUGUUCAAGGGUCACUGCUAUCAGUUACAACCUUCUAUAAUCCUGUUUUACUGCCACAGAACCCAGCUGUCAUUGGCAUUGCUGUCGGAGCAACAUUGGGGAUUUUUUGCAUUCUUGUCAUCAUCCUCAUCGGCUUCAUUAUCUACUGGAAAAGGUUAUCCAAAAAAGAAUCGCCCGACAUCCAGAUACAUUCAAUGAGAGCCAAAGUAAGUGUGGCUGUGAGGGUGGAGGACUACGAAGCUUACUACAAGAAGCAGAAAGCAGACUCCAACUGUGGCUUUGCUGAAGAGUUUGAGGACCUGAAGCUUGUUGGUACAGCUCAGUCGAAAACACAUGCUCUGAUGUUGGAGAACAAGCCCAAGAACCGCUACAACAACGUGCUUCCCUAUGACUCCUCUAGGGUGAAACUCUCUAUUAUCCAUGGGAGUCCAUAUGAUGACUACAUCAAUGCUAACUACAUGCCGGGUUACGACUCCAGGAAGGAGUACAUCGCAGCUCAGGGUCCUUUGCCCAGCACAGUCAGCGAGUUCUGGAGGAUGAUCUGGGAGAAGAACGUACUGACUCUGGUCAUGCUGACACGCUGUAAUGAACAGGGACGAGUAAAAUGCGAGCAAUACUGGGAUCAUGGCACCAAGCACUUUGAAAACAUCACGGUAACAACAACCUCUGAGAUACCACUUGAAGACUGGACCAUCAGGGACUUUGACAUAAAAAAUGUGAAAACAGCAGAGACCCGUUCAGUGCGUCACUUCCACUUCACAGCCUGGCCAGAUCAUGGCGUACCACAAACCACCGAGCUCCUCAUCAGCUUCAGACAUUUGGUCAGAGAGCACAUGGACCAAUACUCCAGACACUCUCCUACUGUGGUCCACUGCAGUGCUGGUGUUGGACGCACAGGCACCUUCAUAGCCAUUGACCGUUUGAUCUUCCAGAUUGAAAGGGAAAAUAUUGUGGACGUGUUCGGAAUCGUCCACGAUCAGCGCAUGCACCGGCCCCUCAUGGUGCAGACAGAGGACCAGUAUGUGUUCUUAAACCAGUGUGCCAUGGACAUCAUCAGAUCAAGAACUGGAACCAACGUGGAUCUAAUCUACCAAAACGCCGCUGCACUCUCUAUUUACGAGAACGUAGAACGAAAAAAAGGUUUUCCCAAAAAGGGGUACCACAAUGCAUAGGCCCGAGAAACCACUCAGGUCUUCCACUUCUCUCUUUACUCUUAGCACGAAACUGAGCAGACAUUUGCAAAGGGAAUGCAGAUUGUGCUAAAAAAAAUGGUUUUGCACCCCCCCCUCUCUCUCUCUCUCCCUCUUUCUCUCU
Sander lucioperca (pikeperch) is the source of this 6372-nucleotide messenger RNA. It is a transcript of the gene ptprjb.1, whose product is annotated as protein tyrosine phosphatase receptor type Jb, tandem duplicate 1. The transcript has 34 exons. Lineage: Eukaryota; Metazoa; Chordata; Actinopteri; Perciformes; Percidae. Gene Ontology annotation, molecular function: protein binding; protein tyrosine phosphatase activity. The record is from RefSeq and is a predicted model, not a curated record. The coding region runs from base 171 to 6230 and encodes 2019 amino acids. Gene Ontology annotation, biological process: protein dephosphorylation.